CAGGAAGGUCUUAGUGAAGCGACUACCGACAUUUACGGCUGAGGUACCGAAGGUCGAAGUCGUCCCCCGCCGUUUGCCACAGCGACUGACUUCUGUGCAAUAAAACAUGUCGAGCACAACUGCGUCUCUCGUCAACGUGACUACCUCCUUACUGGUCACCGGAAGUCACGUGAUUGGCGAGAUACUAGAAAAUGUGACACAUGCGAUGGAUCGCCAUGGAAACCUUGAUGGUUGGCACCAUGAUGAUCACGUGGAGGUCGCGGACGACCAUCACGAGGAACACGUGGACGACCACCACGCCGUAUCCUACAUCCCAUGGAACAACCCCGACAAUGUCAUUACGGCAGCACAGCGUGACUUAGGCCUGACUGUCAUCGACUGUGGCCUCGUGCCACCCGUGGUGCUAUUCGGUCUGGUCGGGAACAUCAUCACCUUGAUGGUAUUCAUACGCCAGGGAAUCAAGGAGAAGACCAACAUCUGCCUCUUCGCUCUGGCUGUCUCAGAUACUAUGUUCCUGAUCACUACUUACAUGGAGAAGGUGUCAUGUCUCGUGACAAGGAUGGACGAGGUCAUUGGCAACAACUGGGCUGCACUACUUCAUCCGCAAGGGUACUUCAUCUCUCUGUACUUCGGUCGCGUCACCAGCCUUCUCACCAUGGUGAUCGGAAUGGAGAGAUGCGUGGCAGUUCUGAGACCAUUUCAGGCGAAAACGUGGUUGACAGCGACGCGGAUGAGAUCCUGCGUCAUCAGCGUCUAUGUCAUCAUUGCUCUGUUGAUCACACCCAUGUUCUGCGUGUACACGACUCGCUGGGAGUAUGACACAAGCAUCAACCGCACGCGCAUCCAUCUCCAGACAACCAAGAUGUUUGAAGAGAACCAUCGCGCCUUUGAAUGCUACGGUGACAUCGCUCUGAGCAUCGCAUUGCGGCAGAUCCCCUGUUACAUGGUUGCUUUAUCAACAAUCGCCGUCAUUUGUGCGAUUCGAAAGCACAAUUCAUGGCGAUCAGAAACCGGGUCCGGAAAGAAGGAUUUUUCCGCACAGGAGCAGAAGUUGACCAAGAUGCUCGUUGCCAUUUCUUGUCUGUACGUCUUGUGUCUGACUCCAGGAAAUAUCCUCAUGAUCGUUCGUCACGUGAUCACCGAUAUCCACGUAGGAAGGAAGAACCACAACCUCGCCAUCGUCCUCACCGCCGCCAACGUCUUCACAGAGAUCAUCAACUCCUCCUUCAACUUCGUCAUCUACAUGUUGAUGAGUCAGAAGUUUUUAACCACGGCCAAGAAGAUGUUUGGCUGUGAGGAGGCGGAAUCUAAACCUAUUCAACCUGAGGAAUCUUCCUCCACAAAGACAACUAAGGUCUCCACAGUAUCCACUUCAGUGUCCACUAAGGGCUGACUUCGAAAAGGACAUCGACAUUCAGAUGCUAUUUACCUAUUUAAGUAUCCCCACAUCAAUAGAUGCACAUGCACCGGGUAAUUCACAAAAUCAGGAUUUACUCAUUCAACUGAAGCCAAUACAUACAGCUAGUCAGGUUUGUAGGAAUAAAAUUUAUCGUAAGAUAAGGCGCUUAUUGACCUUCCUGUGUGGAAGUUCCCCCCGUAACCUAUACUAAUACGUCUUACGUCUUACGUAGUAGUUGUAGUAGUAGUAGUAUUACUAGUGUAACUACUACUUGCUUCAAAUGGUUGCCUGAUCUGUACAUAGGAUAUACAUAGGAUAUUGCCGUGGAGACACUAUAUGUAACUCACUAACUUCAUGGGCUCAAGUAACUCGUUAACAAAUGUAACUACCUUUGUGGUUUUGUUCAAGCGUUUAUUGUUGUCCUUGGAGAGUUGGAUGUGGUUGUGGAUGUGGUGGAUGUGGUUGUGGGUGUGGUGGAGGUGGUUGUCGAUGUGUUGGAGGUGGUUGUCGAUGUGGUGGAGGUGGUUGUCGAUGUAGUGGAGGUGGUUGUCGAUGUGGUGGAGAUUGUGGAAGUGGUGGUGGUGGAGAUUGUGGA
Molecule: messenger RNA, 1994 nt
Organism: Haliotis rufescens (red abalone)
Lineage: Eukaryota; Metazoa; Mollusca; Gastropoda; Lepetellida; Haliotidae
Product: proteinase-activated receptor 2-like
Exons: 2
Coding region: 107-1393 (428 amino acids)
Biological process (GO): G protein-coupled receptor signaling pathway
Cellular component (GO): membrane
Molecular function (GO): G protein-coupled receptor activity
Source: RefSeq, a predicted model, not a curated record